Molecule: messenger RNA, 1707 nt
Organism: Rhizophagus irregularis DAOM 181602=DAOM 197198
Lineage: Eukaryota; Fungi; Glomeromycota; Glomeromycetes; Glomerales; Glomeraceae
Biological process (GO): tricarboxylic acid cycle; malate metabolic process; fumarate metabolic process
Cellular component (GO): tricarboxylic acid cycle heteromeric enzyme complex; mitochondrion
Molecular function (GO): fumarate hydratase activity
Source: RefSeq, a predicted model, not a curated record
AAAAAAAAUUUUUUUUUUUUUCCUCUAAUUUCUGAUUCACAAAUGUUGAAGAAUUUAAGAUUCGUUCGUGUCCAAGCCAAACCCAUUUUUCGUUUACAAAAUCGUUCAUUCAGCAUUGUUUCAUCACAUUGGCAAAAGUAUAGAAUUGAACGAGAUACAUUUGGUGACAUUGAAGUUCCUGCGGACCGUUAUUGGGGUGCGCAAACUCAAAGGUCACUCAAGAAUUUCGAUAUCGGUGGUCCAACCGAACGUAUGCCUGAACCUUUAAUUAAGGCAUUCGGUAUAAUAAAGCGAGCUGCCGCUACUGUAAAUGCUACUUAUGGUCUUGACCAAAAAAUAGGUGAAGCUAUCGUUAAGGCUGCGAACGAGGUAAGCAAGGGAGAUCUCUUAGAUCAUUUUCCUUUGGUAGUAUGGCAGACAGGUUCUGGAACACAAACAAACAUGAAUGCAAAUGAGGUUAUUGCAAAUAGAGCUAUUGAAAUAUUAGGUGGCCAACUUGGAAGUAAAAGUCCAGUUCAUCCCAAUGAUCACGUGAAUAUGAGUCAGUCUUCAAACGAUACUUUUCCUACAGCCAUGCAUGUGUCCGCAGCAAUCGAAAUCAACGAACGUCUACUACCGGGAUUGACACAAUUGCGUGACGCGAUUGCAGAAAAAUCCAAAGAAUUCGCAAACAUCAUUAAAAUCGGAAGAACUCACUUGCAAGAUGCUACACCGCUUACUCUUGGCGACGAAUUCUCUGGAUACGUACAACAAUUGACAUUUGGUAUUGAACGUAUUAAAACAACAUUACCAAGGUUAUAUUAUUUGGCACAAGGUGGUACGGCUGUCGGAACUGGGUUGAAUACUCGUAAAGGAUUUGAUGUUAAUAUCGCAAACGAAAUCGCGAAGAUAACCAAUUUACCCUUUCAAACGGCGCCUAAUAAAUUUGAGGCUCUGGCAUCUCAUGACACUAUAGUUGAGGUUAGUGGAGCUCUUAACACUGUUGCUGUUUCCUUAAUGAAGAUAGCCAAUGACAUACGUCUUCUUGGUUCUGGACCUCGUUGUGGUUUUGGUGAACUUUCACUUCCCGAAAACGAGCCUGGUUCUUCAAUCAUGCCCGGGAAAGUUAAUCCAACUCAAUGUGAAGCCAUGACAAUGGUUGCUGCUCAAGUAAUUGGUAAUCACACCACCAUAUCUAUAUCCGGUUCAAAUGGACAUUUUGAACUAAAUGUUUUCAAACCCGUUUUAAUUAAAAAUCUUCUCCAUUCAAUUCGUAUUUUGGGUGAUGCGAGUGUAUCAUUUACAAAUAAUUGUGUUGUCGGAAUCAAAGCUAAUGAAGAAAGGAUUAACAAUAUUAUGCAACAAAGUCUUAUGCUUGUGACUGCUUUAAAUCCACAUAUUGGAUAUGAUAAGGCUGCUGCAGUAGCAAAGAAUGCAUAUAAAGAAAAUUUGACGUUGAAAGAAUCCGCUAUUAAAUUAGGGUUACUCACUUCAGAACAAUUUGAUGAAUAUGUUAAACCAGAAAAAAUGCUUGGUCCAAAAUAAUCUAUUUAUUAGUUGUGGCGCUAUAUAAAUUUAAAAUAAAUCCGAUUUCAAAUAUAUUUAUGUUGGUGGUUUGCCUUAUUGAUUCAUCAUUUCAUUUUUCAUUUAUCAUGUUUACUUCGUAAAAUAAAACAAAUAUUAUUAACGAAAGCGAAUUGGAAAAUACUAGUUAAUUGCAACAAAUCU